Molecule: messenger RNA, 2374 nt
Organism: Loxodonta africana (African savanna elephant)
Lineage: Eukaryota; Metazoa; Chordata; Mammalia; Proboscidea; Elephantidae
Gene: CA11
Product: carbonic anhydrase 11
Exons: 8
Coding region: 725-1900 (391 amino acids)
Cellular component (GO): basolateral plasma membrane
Molecular function (GO): zinc ion binding; carbonate dehydratase activity
Source: RefSeq, a predicted model, not a curated record
CCCACGACCCCUCCCAUCCUGCCCCUUGUGCAGCCCCAUUCCUCCAGCCCCAGGAAUGUUCGGUGCUGCCAGAAGAGCCCCCACCGCCACCACCACACACACACACACACAAAAUUAAAUAACACCGAGAGAGAGAGAAGAGAGGGAGGGGGGAGGAGGGAGGAAAGGCCGAGAGAGAAGAGAGAGGCAGAAAAGGAGAAGAGGCAGGAGAGGAGGAGGGGAGAGAGAGGGAAGCUUGAGACUAGCAGGGAGAGGGAGAAAGGGAGGAGGUGAAGAAGGAGAGGAGAGAGGGCAGGCAGGAGCAGAGAAGGGAGAGGAAGAGGUGAUGGGCAGCAGGAUGGAGACAUGGAGUUAGGUGGCUUGGGAGAGCUUAAUGAAAAGAGAACCAGGAGGGGGGUGUGGAUUUGAAACCGAGAGGUAACUCGGGGGAGAGGCAGAAGGCAGAGAGGAGUAGGCAGGCAGAUCAGGAGGUGGAAGGAGGCGGGAGGGUUUGGAGGAAAGAGGAGGAGAGGAAGGAGGAGAGGCACAGAGAGAGGGGAGAGGAGUGGGUUUGGGGGGUCUUCAUCCCUGGCUGCUUUGGGAUUUGGGGAACUGGGACUCCCCGUGGGGAGGAGAGGAAGGUCGGAAGUCCUGGAGCGAGAGGGUCCCAGAAAGAGGGGACAGAGGAGCUGAGAGAGGAGGAGCCAGGAGAUUGGGAAGGGGACCCUCGAAGGCUUUCCCGGGGAUGGAGGGUGCCACUCGCCUGAGCGCCCCUCGAGCGCUGGUACUCUGGGCCGCACUCGGGGCGGCAGCUCACAUCGGACCAGCACCUGACCCCGAGGACUGGUGGAGCUACAAGGAUAAUCUCCAGGGAAACUUCGUGCCAGGGCCUCCCUUCUGGGGCCUGGUGAAUGCAGCCUGGAGUUUGUGUGCCGUGGGCAAGCGGCAGAGCCCUGUGGAUGUGGAGCUGAAGAGGGUCCUUUAUGACCCCUUUCUGCCCCCCUUGAGGCUCAGCACUGGGGGAGAGAAGCUCCGGGGAACUCUGUACAACACGGGCCGCCACGUCUCCUUCCUGCCUGCACCCCGGCCUGUGGUCAAUGUGUCUGGAGGUCCCCUCCUUUAUAGCCACCGACUCAGUGAACUGCGGCUGCUUUUUGGGGCGCGGGAUGGAGCUGGCUCUGAACACCAGAUCAACCAUCAGGGCUUCUCUGCUGAGGUGCAGCUCAUCCACUUCAAUCAGGAACUCUACGGGAACCUCAGUGCCGCCUCCAGAGGCCCCAAUGGCCUGGCCAUCCUCAGCCUCUUUGUCAAUGUGGCCGGCAGCUCAAACCAAUUCCUCAGCCGCCUUCUCAACCGCGACACCAUCACUCGCAUUUCCUACAAGAAUGAUGCCUACUUUCUUCAAGACCUGAGCCUGGAGCUCCUAUUCCCUGAAUCCUUCGGCUUCAUUACCUAUCAGGGCUCUCUCAGCACCCCGCCCUGCUCGGAGACUGUCACCUGGAUUUUGAUUGACAGGGCCCUCAAUAUCACCUCCCUUCAGAUGCACUCCCUGAGACUCCUGAGCCAGAAUCCUCCAUCCCAGAUCUUCCAGAGCCUCAGCGGUAACGGCCGGCCCCUGCAGCCCUUGGCCCACAGGGCCUUGAGGGGCAACAGGGACCCCCGGCACCCCGAGAGGCGCUGCCGAGGCCCCAACUACCGCCUGCAUGGUAUGGUCCAAUCUGCACCCCCUCCACGCCUUGGUCUAACCCGCCUAUGUGUUCCCUUGAUGUCUCAAUAUGGCACAGCCCUACCCCCUUUUUCUGUGAGCGCUCAUUCUCCUCCCUCUGUGUCAACUUGGUACAGUCCACCUCCCCGCCUCCUUAGACCAUUGGUGGUCCAUGAUUUGUUUUUCCUCUUCAUUGCUUUGCAACUCGGUAUAUAACCCGAGCUCCCUGGCUUCCGUGUAGAACAAUUAACGACUGGUCCAUGUUACGGUACUUCUAUCCCUAUAGCUUAACAACAUGGUACAGACCUCCCUGUUUCCAUGUGGUAUAACCCGAGUUUCACUGCUCCCACAUCGAGAUUCAAGUUGGUACAAUUCUUUGCCCUUCCUACUGCUUCCCUGUGAUCUAACGGCCACUCUCUGGUUUAUCAACAUGGUACAGCCCAGAUCCCACUCCCCCCACCAAUACCUUCAUGUAGUUCAGUCUAAUGCUGAAGCUGGAUGUCCCUAUUACACCCUCCUGCUUCCUCCUUAUGGUUCAGCCCAGUGGUGGUCCAGCUUCCGGAGCUUCUCAGCCUAGUACAUUCCGGCUCCCCCUCGGAGCCUCCCAGUGGUAGAGCCCGGCGCGUCUUUGCCCUCACCACCUCCACUCACUCCCCUAACCAAAAAAAAAAAAAAAAACCCCAAACCCAC